CUGAAGAAGAAGCAGAAGAACCGCGCAGCCGCCCAGCGCAGCCGGCAGAAGCACACGGACAAGGCGGACGCCCUGCACCAGGUGGGGGAUGCCUUCCCUUCCCUACCCUGACUCCACUUUCCUGGCCUGGCCACCUCUCCUCCAUCCCUAUCUCCACGCCUGUGAGCGGCUCUCCCUCCACUGCUGUAUGUUUCCAGGUCGCCUGAGCUUGAGAGAGGUGCUGAGUACAAACUGUGCCAGACCUGCGCUGGGCUCUGGGGACACAAAGGUGUGUCCGCGGCCCAGCCCUGCCCUUGAGGCACCCGGGAUCUAGGGAGAGGAGACAAGCACUCACCCUAUGAGAAACUCGUUCAGGGUUAAGAUGGGCUGCUUUAGAGUCCCAGCCAUGGCACUCAUAGCUACAAGUCACUUCCUUCGCUGAGCUUCACUGUCCUCAUCCAAAAACGGGGACCAUAAUCCCUGCCCACUGGCAGGACCCUUGUGGCGACUAAAGGAGGCAAAGGAGCCCAGUGGGGUUGGGGAGGGCUCCACUGUACUUGCCUCUUAACCUUGGAUGGUAACUUGACCUUGGAUGGUAAGCUGACCCUUGGAGCUUUUCUUCUUCCUCUGUGGCAGAGAGAAAGGACAUCACCGGUUCCAUCCCAGGGAAAGGAUUCAGAGCUGGGCUCAGGACCUGGCCCUUGGGAAAAAUGCUUACACCUUAGUUCUUACAGUGCAGAGUGAAAUUCUACAGCCCUGCCUGCCAAAGGCCCUAUGCUGUCUCCUCCCCUAACACCCCACACCCUGUUCUCCCUGUUCCUUCAAUGGCCCCGCACAUCCAGCCCAGGGGCUCUGCAGAGACUGUUCCCUCUAGCCUCAGGCCACAGUCCGGCUAGAUCCUCACUUCUUUCCGGUUGUUUGGUUUAAAUGUCACCUCCUCCGAAGGGCCUUUCUAAACCACAUGAUCUAAAGAGCCGGCUACCUGUACUCUGCUCUAUUCUUCUUGUUAGCCCUGAACUUACAUGUUUGAGGUCUAUUGCUCGUCUCCCUCACCGGACUAGAAGCAGCAUGAAGGCAGGGAACUAUUUUGUCCUCUGCUGUUUCCCCAUCACCUGGAGCAGUGCCCGACAAAUAGAAGGAACUCAGUCGUGCCCUGUGGAGCGGAUGAUGGAAUCGGGAUAAAGUGCUCUAGGAGCACAAAGUGGGGACAACACACAGGCAGUGACAUCAGGGUGAUCAUGGAGAUGGAGUCUGAGCUGGUGUUGAAGGAUGCAUAGGAGUUUUCCAAACGGAUGAAGCACGAGACCCUGGAGAAACACAACCACGUGCUGCGGAAGGAGAUCCAGGCCCUGCAGGCCGAGCUGGUGUGGUGGAGCCGGACCCUGCAUGCGCAUGAGCGCCUGUGCCUCAUGGACUCUGCCACCUGGUUGGCUCCAGUGACCCCUGGCUGCUGGGGCCAGACCGAGCGGCCCCCGGACCCCAUGCUCCAUGGACAACAUGGCUGCCGGGAGCAGCGGGGCCUGUUUCAGACCUCAGUCUCUUCUCCCUCGGCUCACCGGCUCUCUCCAGAUCCACAGCCUCAUAGUUCGCCUGGCCUCCCCCUGUCCCCUCUGCCUUCUCUGUCCCUUGACUCCACCCAGGUCACUGCACCUCCUGCCCAACUGUCCCCCAGCCCUGUCCAGUCAGCCUCGCCCACUGGCUCCAGCCUGCCAAGGCCUUCCUCCAAGCUCGACACCCUCCUGCCCGGUCCCCCGGCCCAACCCACCCUUCUACAGCCCCUUGUGUUGGAGCACCCCACCAGAGGGAAGCUGGGGUCCUCACCUGACAGCCUCUCAACUGCUCUGGGGCUGGCCUGCCUGCAGGGUGGGGAGCACAAGCCUGCGGCGUUAUCCGCAGCAGAUCAGCAAGGGCUGGGUGUGGAUUCCAGCCCUCUCCCACUCUUGGCUUUCCCCCUGCUCUCCUCUGCUCAAGUCCACUUCUAACCCAUCCCUGGGAGCCGAGCUAGCCCCUUCCUUGGGCUGAAGUAGCAGCCUCAGCACACAGGCAUCUCCUCCUUUACCAUUGGAGUUGCCUUUCUUGGCUGACCAGCUGGCCCAGCAUUUCACCAGGAAGAGAACGUCAUCACUGCUGCCCAGCACUGCCAGGCCCUGUCACCGCCAUUAUCUUAUUUCAACUUCAUGGUCAUUCUGCAAAAUCCAGAUGAUCACACCACUUUUUUAGAUAAGGAGACAGAGGCCAGAGAAGCCAUGUGACAUGCCCAAGGUCACACAGCCUUUUUGGGGACCUGAAACACCACCAUCUGUUCCUCCUUCUCCUGGUGGGAUCCUGGCCCGGGCACCCUAGGAGUUGAAGUCCUAGAAACUGGGGGCUGGUGUGAGGUUUAUGUGCUGGGAACGGGAAGGAGCUCUUUCUUCUGGUUUGUGACAGAGCCCUGCAGUUCCUGAAACUUCACCCUAGCUGGGGCUAGUCCAGAGUCCAAGCCUGGAUAGGGAGAGGCCAAGCAGGAGCCCGGAAGUGGACUCUUUCUUCCCUAGCAGUGUUUUCAGUGCCAAGGAGCUGAACCUGUGGGUUGGAGUUGGGGAGAAGCCUGGAACCGUCCCCCCAGGGAUUUCUGCAGGAGGGGCACCCAUAGCCAUACUAAGACCUCUGGGAGAUUCUCCAGGGUCAGCUCCCCAGGCUAUUCCCAAAUGGCUCCCUGCCUCUCCCAGGCAGGAGCUCAGCUGCAGUAUCUACUGGGGUAGGGGUUGGUGGGGGGCUGUGUGUGGGUUCUCACUCAGACUCAGGACAAGCUCUGUAAGGGGCCCGAGAUGAGAAACCCCAAUUCUUCACCCAGAUUUUCACACACAUGUAAACAGACACUAUGCUAGUAUUUAACACACUCCAGGAUGCUGAGCACAAGUCUCGGCACACAUGUUAUGGUAAAUAAAUUAAAACGUUUUCCAAUU
This is a messenger RNA of Leptonychotes weddellii (Weddell seal), 2924 nucleotides long. NCBI's taxonomy places the organism in Eukaryota, Metazoa, Chordata, Mammalia, Carnivora, Phocidae. The record is from RefSeq and is a predicted model, not a curated record.